Molecule: messenger RNA, 5848 nt
Organism: Xenopus laevis (African clawed frog)
Lineage: Eukaryota; Metazoa; Chordata; Amphibia; Anura; Pipidae
Gene: slain2.L
Product: SLAIN motif family member 2 L homeolog
Exons: 8
Coding region: 164-1906 (580 amino acids)
Biological process (GO): positive regulation of microtubule polymerization; microtubule nucleation; cytoplasmic microtubule organization
Cellular component (GO): microtubule plus-end
Source: RefSeq, a predicted model, not a curated record
CGUCCCUUCAGUGCGAGUUGGUGUCUUCUGAGGAGAACCGCGAUUGGAUUGGUUAAAGGCGCUUGGUGGGCGCGGUCAGCGGGCGCAGAGUGGCAGUUGUCGAGAAUCACCGGGCGAUGUGUUUUAUGUGGGGCUGAGCCGGUGCCUAUAGCGGCGGAGAGACAUGGAGGACGUAAACUCCAACGUGAGCGCGGACCAGGAGGUACGGAAGCUGCAGGACCUCGUGAAAAAGCUCGAGAAGCAAAACGAACAGCUCCGGUUACGUUCUACCCACACCCCGAGCUCUCCCCGAACACCCACCCCUGUCAUCCACCCACCCCGGCCACAGGCCCCUCCAUCUGCCGCCUCUUUGCAACUUUUUGGCGGCCGCAGUGUAAGCCCAGGGCCUGUCCUUUAUGAGAGACCCGGGGGGACAGGGGACGGGCCGGCGUGGGAAGAGCUGCUGCUGGAGGAGGAGGAGGAGGAAGCCGCGGAGGAGAGGCGGAAGGACGGGGAGAGCGGCCUCUUACUGGAGACGCUGCUGCCACUACGGCCGGAGGAGCUGGAAGGAAUGGUCGACUUUGACGAGGAAGAGAGCUGGUUGUAUACAUCACCAAAGAAAAAGUUGACACCUUUUCAGAAAUCGAUGAGUCCGCUGGUUUGGUGCCGUCAAGUUUUUGACUGUCCUAGUCCUGACGUGGAAUGUGCAAAAAAGUCAAUUAUCCAUAGGCUUGAUCAAAUCAUGUCUGCCAACAAGCGGCAGAGCAUGUACAACAAUCCCUAUAACACAAACAGCUAUGCUGGUUCUUAUAGUCCAAAUGCAACCGGGAGCCCGUACAGUAGUGGAUUCAAUUCCCCGUCCUCCACCCUUAUGAGACCUCCGGUAGUGAGGCAACUGGUACUGCCUAGUAGCACAGGACAGUAUAAAUAUUCUGCUGAUAAAAACCUGCCUCCCGUAAGUCCUCAGGAAUCCAUAGACAGUGAGCUCAGCACUUCUGAGAUGGACGAGGAUUCUGUAGGGUCAGGUUAUAAGCUCAAUGAUGUCACAGAUGUCCAGAUUUUAGCAAGGAUGCAAGAAGAGAGUCUCCGGCAAGAGUAUGCAGCCACCACAUCCCGACGUAGUUCCGGCUCAUCGUGCAACUCUAUGAGAAGAGGGACGUUUAGUGACCAGGAACUGGAUGCUCAUAGCUUGGAAGAUGAAGAAGAAGGGGUUCACCAGCCAAUGCACCUUCCUGGGAACAGAUUCUCUCCUUCUCCACGUCAGUCACCUCGCCCUUCCCCUAGGCAUUCACCAAGAAAUUCUCCCCGCUCAAGAUCUCCUGCACGAAGCCUGGAAUACAGGGGGGCCUCUCCACAGCCAAUGAUAAGCCGUUUGCAGCAACCUCGACAUUCACUUCAGGGCCAUUUGUCUGAACUGCAGACUAACGUGGUCAAAAAUGAAGAUAAACUGAGACGCAGUCUUCCUAACCUCUCCCGAGCAUCAGGGAUUCAGACAGUGGAGCCUGUAAAAAACAGCAGAAGUUUUGAAUCAAACCUACAGGUGCCAAAUGGAGGAGCAUCCCGUGCACCAAGCUCUUCCAUACCAUCAUCAUGCAAGUUCCGCUCUCCCACAGCACCAUCUCCGUUAUCGUUACGACAGCCAAUGAAAGCCCUAACGAACCAUGGCUCCCAGAUCACACAAGAGGCUGCCACUGUAAUGCAAAACAACCCUUCUCCUGUACCUAUUACUACUCAGCCCUCUGGCUCUGCUAGCCCGGCAAGAACUGGCUCUGCAAUAAGAAGUGGCUUACCCAGACCAAGCACACCUUCAGGGGGGAACAUACCAGUGCCUCGCAGCAAACUUGCACAGCCGGUGCGGAGAUCUUUGCCAGCUCCCAAAUCCUAUGGUAACAUGAAAGAUGACAGUUGGAAGGAAGGCUGCUACUAAACUGCAGAAUCCUUGUGCUUUUGUUGUUGGACUCCAUGCCAAGAUAGCAGCAGCCUAAGGAGACGAUGGGACAGUUGGGGAUUUUGCAAAGCCAUCCCAGGGCCCUCUGUCCACAAAUUAGCACAAAGGGCAGAGGCAACAAGAAAUGGAGCACUUUAUUGACAUUUGCCAUCACUCAUGUUCUAGCCAUGCAAUCACUUCACAAGGAGGAAAUCUUUCCCUUUUUUUAUUUAUUUUAUUUUUAUUCUGUGUUUCAGUACCACUUCUCUUUGGUGCACACCAUCGCUUCUUUAGUAAGUAAAGCAGUCAUUUGCUUUGAUGCCAAAGAACAAUGCCCUAGAAAUAUGCUUUUUAUUUAAUUUUUUUACAAGACGUUUAUUACAAUUAGUAUCGGCUGCAGUCUGUGCAGCGCUACAAUCACUGACCCCUGUUCGUUUUGCAACGAGUCAGAUUUACAAAUCAAAUGUUCUGUUUGGUUUAGUUUGUAACUGUUCCUUGGAUAUUUUAUAACUGGUUUCCUGCCUGCUUUUACUGCUUCGCUGUAAUUUUUAUUGAGCUUGUUUUUCUUAUUGCAAUAUGCGUUAUCGAGCAACAACAAUUACUCAUCUUUUUUAAACUGUAUUUAUUAUUCCCACUAACAUUUUAUGUACUUGGUAAUUAAGGUGCAGUACAUUGUGACUGGUUGGAACAACUGAGGCCUCGUGGCUAACCAUUUUUGCACUGAUCUGUGAUAAGGAGAGCCAAGGGCUUCAUCCAACACAAAUACUUUUGGUUGUUUUCACAACAGAUGGGAACUAUACUUAUUUGGCAAAGGGCUUGAACAGUCUUUUAAGACCUCGCAUAGAGAGGACGCCUCCUGCCUUGGGAUCUCUGUGCAGUGAAAUAGUACAGUGCUAUGGAAGGCUGAGUGUUCCCCUAGAUGGAGAAGUUCUGUUAGCAGCCUUGUGCCUAGUACAACACAGAUCUGAGGCAGAUAUAUGAUGAGAAAACUAUGCACUUGUAUUUAUAAUAUGGUUUGCUUAUCUUCAGUGCUGAGGGACAUGGUGGGGCACAUAAAGCACAGGCACACAGCACCUUGUCAGACAAUCUUGUGUUCAUAAUAGAAACAUAGGGGUUUCUAAAUGCAAGUCACACAUUGCAGGAUCAUUGGAAGGUGCUCAUUGGCAAAUAGGGUUUUUUUUCCAACCCUUUCAUAUUUUACAAUGUUUUAAAAAUUGUAUACUUUGCCUUAGCUAUUCCUUAUGUAACCUUUAUCAAUGUCAGCGCAUGGAAUUCGACCAGACCUGUUUACAGACUUAAGCUGGUCAUAGACGCAAAGAUCCGAUCUUCGUAUGAGUGUCCCGACAUCGUGGCAUGUCUUUUAGACGAUCGAACAGGUUAGAAAAUUUCUGUUGGCCGCUGAUAAUAUCUCUGCAUUUAUUGCCGAUUUUCAGUGGGAGACUGUCACCAGCUUUGUCAGACAUAACUUUCGUACGAUUGCUGUCAGGGGCAGAACAUCGGCUGAUGUGUUCUUUUGUACUUUAUUUGAUCUGAAGUUUAGUGGCAGGUCGGGAGAUGGAGAAGUCCGAUCGUUCGAGGAUCUUUGCAUCUAUGGGCAGCUUUACACAAGGUGACUGUACAUUGUCACUAGGUGCCCUUUGUUUUUGUGUCUGCCUAUGCAUCAUGCAUGUUCCCAUAAGAGCAGAUAUUUCAUUGCUUGCCCUUGUGCAUUCGACUUCUACAAAGACAUUUGACUUUUGAUGUUUACCCUUACUGUGACAUGGGUAUGUUAAGCGCAUUACUUGAAAGCUGGUGUAGGAAGAGUAGCAGAAAUCAGGCCAUGCAUUGGACAGAAAGCUUCAGUGAAAGCUUUAGGUGCUUAUUGUACCUGCGUGACAGUUUAUAAACUGCAGACCAGCAUGCCUGAGAAAGGGCUCCUUGAUCUGGAUUUACAAGAAAAUCCUCAGCUCUUAUAUUGUACACAGGCAUUUUCUUCAGCCUUUGCAAAAAGCUAAAGUUCAUUUUAUUUAUAGUUUUGAAAACCCUUAGGCUGAUGUCACACAGGCCCGAAACUGCUAAAAAAAAAAACGCAGUCUGAGAAUUAGCCCCUAUGCUGGAAUCAUCCCCUUGCCUUGCCUGCACUCAGAUCCAUUGUGUCAGCGCGGGUGCAGGCAACAAGAGAUUAUUCAUCAUUUCUGGUGUGGCCUUCACAACUACUGGAUUUUAAUUGACAGAUGCACCUAGGUGGGGAUCUCUGGUCUUUUCUAGCCAUUGGGUGGGAAUAAUUCUUUCUUUCCUUGUCAAGAGUGCAUGCAUUCUGAUUGGAUCCCUGUAGUUUGAUAUGGAAAUAUCCUCCAUAGAUAAUGAGUUUAUUCCUUUUAUCUGAGAGGAGCAGUUUUAGCUUUUUUUUUUUUUUUUUUUACACAAAUACUGUGUAAAUAAAUAAAUAAGUGCAGGCUUUGUACCAGCAGGAGGCCCAGAUUCUGCUACUCACAAAGAAAAAAAAACAAGUAUACUGGCACUAUUUUUGUGAAAUAUAAAAUAAUGUCAGUACACUACUGUUUAAACACUUACCAUUCACGACUCUUGAGUCCCCACCAUAUACAGCUAUUCUUGCAUGAGUUAAAGCUGAGCGAUCCUCCUAUUCUCAUGGGAGAUCAUCUCGGUUGGACAUCCCUAUUCAGUAAUUUUCUAUCAUCAAACCAUUACUUUUUACAACUUUAUUACACCUUUGUUACAAGAAAGGAAUAGGUGGGUAUCAAAAUAUACUUCAAAGUGAUACUGUCAUCACUCUAAUUCUUCAAGGGUCAGUUAGAACAAGAAAUGAAAGGUUUUUAAUGUUAAAUUUUUUUUUAUAAUGUUAAUAUAAAUAACAAAGCCACGGAGGCUGCCAUUAAACUUGUUCUAGAACUUGAAGGGGCCACGUAUACAUGGGAAAAUGUCAUUCAUGGCUCUUUCUCAUAUACAUUGGGCUGUUGUUUCCAAGAUUUAAUUUGCAGGGAGUGAACAAACAGAUAAAAGAUUCAAUUAUGAAUAAAAUAUCACUUUACAGAAGUACUGGCCCUUUAACUCAGCCUCAGGCAUUGAACCAGCAAUGCAGCAAAAGUUAAUUUGCUUUUCAAAUAAAGGGUAAAUGAUCCUGUGGGAGGGUGACAAUAAUACAUGCCCUGCCAUGAAACAAAAACCUUUUGUUCUGUAUCAGAAAGAAAAUAGAGCAGGAAGUCAAUAACUUUCCACCACAAUUCAAAAACAUUCUUUUCCCAAAAUGACGCUACUUUACAUAAUAUAACACAUUUUUAUGGCAAAAGGAAAUGCUUUUAUUCUGAUGGCAGUUACCCUUUAAUUAAGAGCAACCCUCUCUUGCAUGUUGCUGCCCCUGUAAUAUGUGGCACCUUGAGUUAUUAUUUUCACAUAAUAAACCAUGGAAAUCAACCACUAAGGUCUAACCAGCUACUUUCUGCACAUUAUAAGAUUGCAGUUUAAUUCUGGUGUAUUUUAUAUGCAGGAUAUCCUGUUUGCUGUAUAGAGAGAACAUAAGUCUCGGGCUCCAAUCAAAAGCCUAGAGUGUGGGCGGUGCUAGAGGAGUCAUAUUGCCAUGGUAACAUCUGAUAUAUAUACAGAUAUUGUCAGAAAGAGGUACCGCUACGUUUAUUUUUUAUUGAGAAACGCACCUACCUGCUGUUCUUUUCAUAUACCAGGAACAGGGUGUUUGCUGUACGUUGAGGUGUCGUGGGGAGAAGCGUGGAUAUGAUAAAUAGUGCCUAUGAUUUAUUUAUGUUUGUGUAUUAAAAAAAAAGUUUUUUGAAUGUGGAUUAUUUUUGUGCCAAUGCCUAAAAUUGUCAUUUGUAUGUAAACAAGCAGGUGUGCCCUGUAUAAUAUCCUGCUCCAAAGUUAUUUAAAGUUUUGUAUGUGUGUUAAUAAUAAAAAUGUAUAAAUUGUAAAAAUACAGAUUUUCUUAACAAA